Salvia miltiorrhiza (redroot sage) is the source of this 2502-nucleotide messenger RNA. RefSeq lists its product as uncharacterized. The record is from RefSeq and is a predicted model, not a curated record. Gene Ontology annotation, molecular function: nucleic acid binding; zinc ion binding. Lineage: Eukaryota; Viridiplantae; Streptophyta; Magnoliopsida; Lamiales; Lamiaceae. Bases 195 to 1982 code for a protein of 595 amino acids. The transcript has 4 exons.
CAGACGACGAUGAGGAGGUUCUAGAAGCUAGAACAAGAUUAAGGUUGAGAAGAGAUAAUCCAAUUAUUGUUUAUUCAGACCAUGGGAAUGGAGAUAACACAUUUGAAUUGGACAUUCCACUCAACACGCAGAAAACUAAAGCUAUAGUUUAUGCAAAAGAUUGUGAUCACCGAGUGCUUCAAUUUCAACUAGGGAUGAGGUUCACAGAUUAUAAAGAAUGCAAAGACGCAGUAGUAUUGUGGGCUAUUAUUAAUGGGUAUAAUAUUAAAUGGACUAGGUCUAGUAAAAUAAGACUUGAAGCUGAAUGCUUCGGGAAUUGUCCAUGGAUGUUGUAUGCUAGCAAAUUGACUUCAGAGCCGACAUUUGUGAUUAAAAGCUACCACGAAAAACACACAUGCAUUAGAGCACUACGCAACAGGCAAGUCAAAAGUGAUUGGGUUGCUAGUCAGUUGGUUGAACUUCUGAAAAGAAGUCCAAACUUGCAAGGUAAAGAAAUACAGAAAGAAUUGAAGAUCAAGUUUGGAAUUGAUGUAACAAUUGAUAUGUGUUACAAGGCAAAGGAGAUCGCACUAGAAAAAAUCAGAGGUUCAUUUGUGGAGGAUUAUAAGAAGCUUAGGUCUUAUGUACUUGAGCUUAUGAAAAUAGACAAAGAAGGAAAAUUUGUGUUGAAGACAUUGCUUAACAAGGAAGAUCAGCCAGUGUUUCAUAGAUUUUUCAUUGGAUUCUCUGCCUUGAAAAAAGGUUUUUUUACUGGGUGUAGGCGUCUCAUUUGCUUUGAUGCUUGUUUUUUGAAGACCGUCCUCAGAGGCGUUUUGUUAGCUGCUGUUGGGAAGGAUUGCAACUACAAGAUGUAUCCUAUAGCAUGGGCUGUAGUUGAGAAAGAGAAUGAAGAGUCUUGGAGUUGGUUUUGUGAAAAUCUUUUUGAAGAAUUUGGCAUAAUUGAUGGCUUUGGUUGGUCAUUUAUGUCGGAUAAGCAAAAGGGGCUAAUAAAUGCAAUACAAAAGUUGGCGCCGAAUGGAGAGCAUAGACAUUGUGCUAGGCACGUAUAUGCAAAUUGGAAGAAAAAGUUUGGAGGCUCGAAGUUCAAAUCUUUAUUUUGGAAGUGUGCAAAGAGUAAUACAACUUCUCAAUUUCAGGACAAGUUAGAACAAUUGAAGAAGGAAUCAACACAAGCCUUUGAAGAUUUCUGCACAAGAAAUCCUAGAAGUUUUUGUAAGUCCCUACUUUCUUCAUAUACAAAGACAGACAUAAUAGACAACAACAUUUGUGAGUCUUUUAAUAGCUUCAUCCUACAAGCAAGAGAUAAACCCAUUCUACACAUGUUGGAAGACAUUAGGAAGAAGCUUAUGAGUAGAAUGCAUGACAUUGCCAACAGUUUGGAUAAAUCUGAGGAUGAGCUUUGUCCUAAUGUCAGGAUAAAGCUAAAUAAGAUUGAGAGUAUGACUAGGUAUUGUGAUAUUAGGCCUGCAGUUGGUUCCAAAUUUGAAGUUCAGAAUUUUGAAGAGUCUUAUAUUGUAGACUUAGGCACUAGAGAAUGCAAUUGCAGAGAAUGGGAGCUAACUGGACUACCUUGCUGCCAUGCUCUAGCAUGUAUUAAUUAUGCUAGAGAUGAUAUUAUUUCAUAUGUUGAUCCAUUUUAUCUUAAGAACACUUGUGUUGAGACGUAUAAACAUGGUCUAGAGCCAAUCCAUGGUGAGAAGGAUUGGCCUAUCGAUGAUCAACCACCUAUCAUUCCCCCAAAAUUUUCGAAACUUCCAGGAAGACCAAAGAAGUUGAGAAAAAGGGAUGAUGACGAGGUAAUCAAGGAUACAGCAAAUAAAUUAUCAAGGCGUGGAUUAGUCAAAAUGACUUGUAAAACUUGUGGGAUGACUGGACACAACAAAAGGAGUUGUAGAGAAUUGCCGAGUACAUCAAGACUUGAGGAAGGUUCAUCAAUACCAAUCCAAAGUCACCCGACUACAUUAAGAACCGAGGCAAUCUAAUUUAAGUUUUUUAGUAGCAUUUGCUUUGAUAGAAGUGUUUACUAAUUUCCUCCAUUUCUAUGUUUACCAGAUGGGUCUAUCAAGAACAGUUCCAAACAUCCCAAGUGCAAAUACUCAACCAAUCGGAAGAGAUAUGGGACUUGCUCAAGCUCAACAAGGUUACGGAGUGCUCCAAGCAGAGUCAGGGAACAUAUUUUGGCAUGCUCCAGUUUCUAGAAGAGUUCAGUUUGUUUCUGGUGCUAGAGCCGUGAGAGAGACAGUUAGGAAUAUCGAAGUGCAAACCAAAGCUCAAUCUUCAAGAGCAAAUUCACAAUUUGAUGACGGUGGUAGCCAAGUCAUCGAUAAUCCUACAUCGUCUUUAUAACCAUUUGAAUUUUUGUUAAGAUUUUUUAGAUUUAUUUUGUGAAUCAAAACUUUCUAUUGAUGAACAGUUGAGGAAGUUAAACUUUGCUUUAUUUUUUGGUUUUAGAAGGUAGAUUGAUGAGGAGUUAUGUUUUGAAAAUUAGAAGCAUUAAACUUU